Molecule: messenger RNA, 1817 nt
Organism: Larimichthys crocea (large yellow croaker)
Lineage: Eukaryota; Metazoa; Chordata; Actinopteri; Sciaenidae
Gene: ubiad1
Product: UbiA prenyltransferase domain containing 1
Exons: 3
Coding region: 273-1325 (350 amino acids)
Biological process (GO): vitamin K biosynthetic process; menaquinone biosynthetic process
Cellular component (GO): Golgi membrane; endoplasmic reticulum
Molecular function (GO): prenyltransferase activity
Source: RefSeq, a predicted model, not a curated record
UGUGUCAGAAGCGGUUUUCUUGGACCUCUGUGCGACGUUGCACUUCUGGAGGAGGAAAUGGCGCCCGUCAGGUGCAUCGGGUUUUACAGUGGCCGACUAGUGAAGCAGCCUCGAAGUUGACACGCAUCCGUCCGGACUGAGCGGGCACAGAGAUAUGUUUUCAAACGGAGAGAGACACGGCUGGUGUCGGGUGGUGAAGACGUGAGAGCAGGCACGCCAGGAAAGGGCGCUGACAUUUGGGAACACUGCUGGUACUGUGCACUUGAAGAGGAAUGGCUAAAGAGCAGAAACAAAGCAGGGCAGAAACAUUUGUACUGGCUGGAUCAAACGGUCACAAUGACCAACAGUGGCAGACCGGUAUAAUGAAUACCUUGGUCAGUCACUCCCCGGCCACCAACCACGCGUCGAGGAUGGCCCGGGUCGCUUCGGACGUGAGGCACAAGUGCGCGGCCUACGUGCUGGCGCUGAGGCCGUGGAGCUUCAGCGCCUCGCUCACGCCCGUGGCCCUCGGCAGCGCCUUGGCGUACAAACUGGACGGCUCUGUGGACUUGGUCAUCCUGAUGGUGUGCGCGGUGGCCGUCCUCGUAGUCCACGGGGCAGGCAACCUUGUGAACACCUACUAUGACUUCUCCAAAGGGAUUGACCACAAGAAGAGCGAUGAUAGGACUCUCGUGGACGAAAUCUUGGCACCGCAGGAUGUUGUCAUGUUCGGAGCGUUGUUGUAUUCUUUGGGGUGCUUGUGUGCCACUCUGCUCUACUUCCUGUCUACACUUAGACUGGAGCACCUAGCCCUUAUUUACUUCGGGGGACUUUCCAGCUCUUUUUUAUACACUGGAGGCAUCGGUCUCAAGUACGUGGCCCUGGGAGACGUGGUAAUCCUCAUCACCUUUGGCCCGCUGGCAGUCAUGUUUGCCCACGCCGUGCAGGUUGGCUACCUGUCAGUGCUGCCUUUGGUGUACGCCGUCCCGCUGGCCCUCAACACAGAAGCCAUCCUCCACAGCAACAACACCAGAGACAUGGACUCUGACAAGCAGGCGGGCAUCGUCACCCUGGCCAUCCUAAUAGGCCCCACGCUGUCCUACGUCCUCUACAACCUCCUGCUUUUCGUCCCCUACGUGCUCUUCUGCAUCCUCGCCACCCGAUACACCAUCAGCAUGGCGCUGCCUCUACUCACGCUGCCCAUGGCCUUCACACUGGAGAAGCAGUUUCGCAGCCGAUGCUACGCCAAGAUCCCCCAGAAGACGGCCAAGCUCAACCUCCUCAUGGGACUUUUCUAUGUGUUUGGGAUCAUUCUGGCACCUCCAGGCAGCUUGCCGUUACUGUGAUGAUUUAGCUUUGAUCUUUCCAGUUCGAUUGUUUUAAUACAGACUAGUUUAUGUACCUCUUUGUAUUUGUACGAAGCUAUCUGAGGGUUUUCACUGGCUUUAAUUUAUUGUUUAAUUUAUACAUUGAACAGAGAUUUAGUUCAAGUUCUACUCUGUGACAGUGAAGGCAUAAUCAGUUGUAUUUUGUUUUUACAGUAUUAAGCCUGCUGUAACGUGUUGGUUAAAGUAAGACGUGUUCGUGUCAUUUUGUAGAGGUAGGCAACGUUUUUAUCAAAGACAGACAAUAAACCUACAGUUGCCAUAUUUGUCAUUCAAGACAUGUUCAACACAACCUAAAAAUGUCAAUAAACCAUUAUUCACGUUUCUAACAUUGUACUUUCUGUACGGUACAUACUGUUAAUUUCUUCAUUGUUCAUUUGUUCUGUUUUUUUUUGUUGUUGUUGGAGAGCCAAAUAGUAUUUCAUUGGACUGUAAUUAAACUCAGAUGCUGAA